Molecule: messenger RNA, 3175 nt
Organism: Ceutorhynchus assimilis (cabbage seed weevil)
Lineage: Eukaryota; Metazoa; Arthropoda; Insecta; Coleoptera; Curculionidae
Source: the annotation of a GenBank genome assembly
UUUACAAAUAAUCACGUUUAUAACAAAUCUGGGAUUUCUAGAUGCGUAUUUUUUUUCUUCAAAUUAUUCAAUAAAGUGGGUUUAUCUUAUGGAAAUUAUUCAUUAACAACACAAAUGUUCUUUCAUUAAAGUAGAAGUAAGUAAUAAUAAUCUCUUACUACCACCACUAUUAUUAUUAUCAACCAAUCCAACCAUCAACAUACAAUCAGCGGGUUCGUAUAUGGUUAUGGUAACCCAGAGGUGUAAAAUAUAUUCUAAACUGUGGCGGCUAAAGAGCUUUACUUUCACUACUUCUUGCAGAAGUUAUUUAAGAUAGGGUUAACGGGUGGUGGGCUUUUAGUGUCGCGUUUUGAGCGUGUCAAUCGCUAAGACCCACCGACGACGGGCGGAGGGUGCAUAUUGGAGCAGCUCUAUUUUUAUUUUUUUCUAGUUUUUUUUUUUUAAUUAACCGACGAGUGGACUAUUUUUGGUGAUUUUUUUUUAAAGUGUUUGUAGCUUAAAGUUUUGCUACAAUGACCCUACAAACAUCCUUGGUCUUUCCUUUCAUGCUAAUAAUUCUCACUCAUGCGACACCACAAGACUAUCAAAACCUAUUCUUGGAAAGAAUCAACCCAAACACCUAUGAGGACACCAUUUACGGAGGUCACUUAAUAGACAAUCACAUUUACAACAGGAGACCAGGAAAAAUUUCCCAACAAGUUCCAGUAUUGCAACCCGAUUUCAAUGUGAAACCUUCUUUUGGAGCCCCAAUUCAUUUUGGUGAUGGAGGGUAUUCUGCUAUAGUUGGAGGGGGUAGCCAAUUUGGAUCGCCUCAGCCAAACCUAUAUGGUCAAAGGUACCCACAACUCCCACAACCAACCCAAGAUCCAGCCACAUUGGGUUGCGGCCAACCUCCAAGCUUCUGUCAAAAAUCCAGAUACCGUUCCUAUGAUGGAUCUUGUAACAAUUUGAGAAAUCCCGGUUUGGGUAUUCCGCAAACUCGUUACAACAGAUUAUUGCCGGCAAAAUACGGAGAUGGUAUCAGUACACCCACAGUAGCCCUAAGUGGCAACCCCUUACCAAGUGCCAGAGCGGUGUCGGUUAUGGUAUACCCUGAUGUGCCUAUCGAAGACCCUAUCUGGACCCUUAACGCGAUGCAGUAUGGUCAAAUUAUUACUCAUGACAUGAGUAUGAUCGUUGGAAGCACUCAGACACAACCUCAUGGAACACGUUGCUGUUCACCUGACGGUCAACUUUUGGAAUUAGCCAACAGUCCGGACCAUUGCUUCCCCAUAACGGUACCAGCUAAUGAUCCAGCUUAUUCCCAGCAAAACAUUAGAUGUAUGAAUUUUGUCAGAACUAUCACUGAUAAGGAUAGGAGAUGCAUUGGAGAUCAUCAACCAGCUGAACAACUGACUGCAGUCAACCAUUACCUUGAUCUCUCCAUCGUCUAUGGUAACAGUGACCAAGUCAACCAACAAGUCCGUGCCUUCCAAGGAGGUAGACUGAUAAGCGAACAAAGAAACAACCAAGAAUGGUUACCAAGAAACCAAAACGUUUCCGGAUCUUGUACGGUUUUGGAUCCUAAUGAACCUUGUUAUAUGGCCGGAGACACUAGAGUUAACCAAAACCCUCAACUAACCGUCCUACAAACCCUCCUUCUCAGAGAACACAACAGAUUAGCUGAUAACUUGGCUAAAAUCAAUCCUCAUUGGGACGAUGAAACUAUCUUCCAGGAAGCCAGAAAAAUCAACAUUGGCCAACAUCAACAAAUAUCUUACUACGAAUGGUUACCGAUUUUCAUUGGCUUGGAAAACUCUCUUAAAAAUAAAAUUUUAUACAGAACCAAUGGCUAUGUUGAUGAUUAUGACCAAAGCGUAAACCCAACCAUUUUGAACGAGCAUUCUACUGCAGCUUUCAGAUUUUUCCAUACAUUAAUUGCUGGACAAUUAGACUUGGUCAGUGAAAAAAGAAAUAGCUACGGAAACAUCAGAAUCAGCGACUGGUUCAACAGACCAGCCAUUCUGGAACAAGGCAACUCGUUUGAUGAACUCACCAGAGGUUUGGGUACUCAACCUGAACUGGCUGCUGAUGCUUACCAUGAUAGAGAAAUAACUCUUAAUUGGUUAAGACAACCUGGACAACAGCUUGGUCAAGAUUUGAAGGCUAUUUGUAUCCAAAGAAACAGGGAUCACGGUUUGGCAUCUUAUAAUGAUUAUAGGCAUUUCUGUGGAUUACCUAAAGCCAGGUCUUUCCACGAUUUCUUGGAUGUAAUUUCCAAAGAUAAUGUACGAAGAUUGGCUAAUCUUUAUGAACACCCCGACGAUGUUGACCUAACAGUUGGUGGUUCUUUGGAAGCUAUAGUACCGGGAACAUUAGCUGGACCCACCUUCUUGUGUAUUUUAACUGAGCAGUUUUUCAGGACAAGAGUCGGUGACAGGUUUUGGUUCGAAAAUUCCGGUGAUAUUGGUUUCACUUUACCACAGCUCGCUGAAAUAAGGAAAGCUUCAAUUGCGAGAAUUAUGUGUGACAAUGGUUUGAAUAUCAGAUCUAUGCAGCCUAGAGCUUUUGAAAGGAUUUCUCAUACAAAUGCUGUGGUUCCUUGUGAAGCCCUUCCAGUGGUAGACCUUUCCUUGUGGAAGGACUUGAAAGGUUCCGGUGCUGAAAUACCAUCAACAGGAUUCGGAUCAUCAGAAUUUUUUUUCAAGAAGUGAAGUAGCAACAGAAAAAAAUAAUUGAGUCUUUAGGCCAUACAAAACCUUGAUACUAUAAGGUAUAUUUUUAAUUUAUUUAAAUUUUACUUAAGUAGAUAGUUGGUAAGAUACAAAUUUAAUUCUGCAUCAGUUAGUUUACUGUUUCUCUAUAAAUUAAGUGAGUAAUUUAAAUAAUAUACCAAAUAGACCUUCUUCUCUGUCAUUUUUCUAAUUUAGUUUUUUUUUUUCUUAAAUUUUUUUAGAGUGGUAAAUUUGCCAGUUUAUUAUUUAUACAAAAACGAAAUGCAUUAAGUAUUGUAUUAACAUACGAAUAAUUAUUUAUCUAUUGUAAAUAAAAUAAUGUGGUAUGGAUAAGAUACGAGAGUAAGUGUCAAUAAUGUACAUAUUUUUUUAUUACAUGACGUGUACUAUGUGAUUAGAUUAAGAUAAGUAUGUACCGUUAAUUAGGAGAGGUUAAUAAAUGGGUAUGACAACAAAUUAUA